Thalassophryne amazonica is the source of this 876-nucleotide messenger RNA. Its product is annotated as tctex1 domain-containing protein 1-A-like. The record is from RefSeq and is a predicted model, not a curated record. Gene Ontology annotation, cellular component: cytoplasm; cytoplasmic dynein complex. Gene Ontology annotation, biological process: microtubule-based movement. Gene Ontology annotation, molecular function: dynein intermediate chain binding. Lineage: Eukaryota; Metazoa; Chordata; Actinopteri; Batrachoidiformes; Batrachoididae. Bases 21 to 551 code for a protein of 176 amino acids. The transcript is spliced from 4 exons.
AAAUAGGAGGUUAAGCAAUCAUGUCUGACGUGUCGAAGGAGAAACAACAUAAAAAAAAGAAGAGGAUUCUAAGAGAAUUGCACCAUGGCAACAAAGCCAAAGAAACUUUCAGCAGCACAAAGGACUCUAUAAGUACGGUGUCCACCUUAGACGAAUUUGGACAACGUGGUGAAAAUGCCUAUCCAGUUGUGACUUUGGAGAACACUUACCAACUGGGACCUCACAGUCACAAACGCUUCCCAGUUUCUGCAGUUGCAGACAUACUGAAGGAUUUGCUUACAAGCUACCUUGAACAGGAGACGUACGAGGUGGAGUGGUCUCGGCAAAUGACAAAAACACUAUGUGAGGUGAUAAAAGCCCAUGUGAAGGAACUCAUGAUUCCUCGAUAUAAGCUUGUUGUCCAAGUUCACAUCGGUCAGCUCAGUGGACAGGGCAUGCAGAUCAGCAGCCGGAGUCUUUGGGAUGAAACAAAUGACACUUUUGCUUCGUGGUCUUUAAAGAACGGGUCUCUGUUUGGUCAGGCCACUGUACAUGGUGUUUACUGCGAGUGAAUCUGAUGACCACAUGAAUUCCUCGGAGCACAUACUGGCACUAAACAGACUGUGGCUGCUCAAGUUCAGCUGCAUUAUGCAAAAGGGAAAUUUUACAGGUCAUACCUUAAGAUCACUGUAUAUAAUCAUCAACAGUAGUGUUUUGUUUUUGUUUUUUUUGGAGCUAUUACAGCAUAUGAUCACCUAUCUUAGUGGUUUCUUUUUUCCUUAGAGCUCCCCGAUUUGUUUCUAGGAAAAGGUGAGCUCCCCCAAUCCACAUAAAUGCUCACACAAACUAAAAGAUGAGUCAAAGAUUAUUCAAAUAUGUACAUCUGUUGCCUGUGAG